Fopius arisanus is the source of this 2127-nucleotide messenger RNA. Its product is annotated as phospholipase A2 inhibitor. The record is from RefSeq and is a predicted model, not a curated record. Gene Ontology annotation, cellular component: extracellular matrix. The coding region runs from base 167 to 1477 and encodes 436 amino acids. NCBI's taxonomy places the organism in Eukaryota, Metazoa, Arthropoda, Insecta, Hymenoptera, Braconidae. The transcript has 4 exons. Gene Ontology annotation, molecular function: protein binding.
ACGAUGCUGAACUCAAUGACCCGGUUGUCACUAACUGAAUUCUCGCGAUGAGGGAAUCGAAAUCGCUCUUUGUAUUCCGGUAGUUCGUCACACGUAGACGACCUACGCAAAAUCGAGCUACAAAGUAGCUGAUCUUGAUUUUAAGGGCUUGGGAGAAAAAUUGAAAAUGUGGCCACGUGUGUUGAUACUUCUGAUGACUGCAGCUAUUGUGAUAGAUGGAAAAGGGGAUUCUGAGAUAGACUUGUCCCACCGUCACAUGAAGAAAGAAGAAUUCUUCGUAACUAUUCAACAUAAACUCAGCAUCCAGGAUGUUACAGAACUUAAUUUAAAAGGAAAUGACUUCGACAGUUUUCUGGACUGUUCUGCAAAACUAGUCCACUUAAAGAGCUUAGACUUGGCGGAGAACAAGCUCCAGCGGUUCUUCUUUCUAUGCAAUGACGAGUACUCACUCGAAUACUUGAACAUCAGUCAUAAUCAUUUGGAAUAUAUCGACGAUCAAGCUCUGAAUGAGAGAAUUCCUAAACUCAAGGUGUUGGAUAUUUCCCACAAUAGAAUCUCUGUUAUUAAUGAAACUAUGAUAGAGCACAUGAAGAUCCUGGAAUUUCUUUCAAUGGCGCACAACCCAGUCAUUGACAUACACGAGAAGGCUUUUCUAACGCAGAAGAGUCUCAAACACUUAGACCUGGCUAAUAUCAGUGCAGAGUCAAUUCCGGGCUCUUUGUUUCGUCCCCUGACAAACCUAACAUUCUUAAAUAUUUCUUUCAACCCCAUCGUUAAUAUUCCCUUCCUCCCUUCGUCGCUGCUUGAACUUGAUCUUUCUGGAACCUUCAUCUUCUUUCCGGAUAACAUAAUUCUUCCGCAAUUGGUGAGAUUCCAUUUGAACUCCAUGCCAAAAAUCACAGGAGUGGUCCUCAAUGAUUUCGAGAACUUUACUAUGCUUGAGGUUCUCUCGUUGGAGAGGUGUCCUAUUCUGUCAGAGUUCAGGGUCUGGCCUCCUAACAAUAGAAUUUUACCGCAUUUGCAUCAUUUAUCCGUAAAGGGAUGUGAUCUGGAGACUCUCAACGAUGACCUUCGGCCAAUAAUGCAGAGAAUUGCAAUUGUGGACUUGCAGAAUAAUCCAUGGCACUGCGAUUGCAGAAUGCAGUGGGUCAAUCGACUAAAUUUAUCUAGUGAACUUAGCCAAGAAAUUAAAUGUAACAGCCCUGAGCAACAUGAAGGUAAGCUGCUCUCACAAAUUCCGAACCACGACCUAAUCUGUCUGGAAAUAUCGACCACCACCUACACAGCCAUCUGGGUGUCUAUGUCGAUAAUUGUGAUUCUCCUGAUAUUAUCCGCGGUGUGGUUAUUCUGGAGAGGUCCUCUAAGACACUGGACUUUACCAAAACGCAAUGGUGACACAGUUAGUUAUAAGAAUGUUGUUGAAUCGUCGAAUGACUUAAUUCGAAUAUUAGUGACGGACGACAGAGCUGAAGAGUAGCAACUCUUAAAUUAAAUUCACUUGAAUGAAUGAGAAAAUAAUGAAUUUCUCCAUGUUUUUGUUGCUGACUCAUAAAAGAGCUGAAAAUAGUUAUUUAUAAGGAGCACUAGUCAACUGUGGUAAUUUUCAAUCGAUGUAUGGUCCAUUUCAUGGUGAACCCCAUUAUUCUCCAUUAUUGAAGCAUCUGUCAGUAACAAUAGGUGUGUAUUAUCCAAUGGCAGACCGGGUAGUCCCAAAAUAUCUUUGACACAAACAUUCUCUCAGCUCAUUUCAACCCCUUCGUGCCCAAUAAAAGAGAUACAGUCUCGAUAGUAAAGAAAACAGUCUACCUGGUUACAAUAGCUUCCACAGUGGCUUGACUGCAUUCGAAUGAGAUUACGGCUGUGCCCGCCCUUCCUCGCGCUUCACCACCAUUUACUUUAUUUUUUUUCAUCUCCUCUCUCGCUUCAUUUUAACGUUACGAAGAGGCGGUGCGUAAAUACACACGCUCUGUGUUGAUUAUUAACAUUAGGGGGACGACCAGUCGGCCAAGUUAAUGGUGACUAACGUGCGGUUCAAAUUCAACUUCAACAGAUACUCAACUACAUUUACGUUCACUCUAAUAUUUACUACUAAAAUUUAUGCAAAAUAAAUUGACAUUUUUCAAUUUA